Messenger RNA from Calliphora vicina (urban bluebottle blowfly), 2204 nucleotides. RefSeq names its product nose resistant to fluoxetine protein 6-like. Gene Ontology annotation, molecular function: acyltransferase activity, transferring groups other than amino-acyl groups. The record is from RefSeq and is a predicted model, not a curated record. The transcript is spliced from 9 exons. NCBI's taxonomy places the organism in Eukaryota, Metazoa, Arthropoda, Insecta, Diptera, Calliphoridae. Bases 36 to 2204 code for a protein of 722 amino acids.
UAUGCGUUUUUGUAAUAAAUGCUUCAGCAGUGACGAUGUCACCGCCGCCACCAGACUUGCAACAUGACAAAGAAAGUGUUUUACGAACGGAGGCGAUGGCCGGGGUUCAACAACUGGUUGAGCAUAAUUUCCUAGUUGGCAUAGCCAGUUUGGGAGCUUUUCAUGAAAAUCGUACUAAAUGUGGCCAAGAACUUGAAAUAAUGUUGAAUGCAAUGGCAAAACAUGAAGUUUGGGGAUUAAAAGUUUUGGACUCAUUUGGUUCAGCUCCCAAAACAUUUACCUGGGGAAAUUAUUUCUGGUUUGGUACACCUGAUUUAUGCAAUGAUCUUAAUCAGCCUUUCACCAUUAGCUUAUCACAUUCACGUCCUCCAAUUUUCAAUGCCACCAGUCCGUUUCCCGUGCAAUUCAUUGUUGUGUAUUUAAAUUUUACCACACCAUAUUAUAUAGACAUAAAAUUACCAUACGAGAAUCUUAUUCAUUUGGGUUUGUGUUUGCCAAAAAGUUGCAGCAUCUCAAAAAUAAGUUCCUAUACCGAUUUCUACUUUCAACAUCAAUAUUUUCAAAUGCAACGGAAUUUUAAGUUAAAAAUGAAAGCUUUAGAUGUAAAAGCUCCCCAUUUCAGUUGGAAAUAUUUAACUGAAACUGGAAGUGUUUUAAUUUUUAUGGUACUCAUAACAACCACUCUGUUGGGAAUAUUCGCCGAAGUUGUUUACAAUUCGAAAAAUAAAUUAAAGCUCCAGCAUACGUCGCACAUUAAAAGCCACCUCAAUCCCAAUUCACCAACAAAUGGUGUACCCACCACAAACAGUAUCAUCGACCACGAAGUACCACAUCGAUAUGAGUUGAGACAAAGCUCUUUAUGUGAAGAGCUUUUGAUGUGCUUUCGUUUCUCUCUCAACUACAAGACCGUUAUGAGUUUGGAGAAUUCAAAUACGAAUUCGAGAUUUUUAACUGUCAUGGCGGGUCUGCGCACCAUAGUCUGUUUGUGGAUAACGGUAUUUCAUGUCUACUACUAUUCCCUAUUUGCCAUUUCGAAUACACCAUUCAUCUUUGCCAGACUGGAGGCAUUUACUUUGCAACCAAUUCUACAGGCCUGUUUCUAUGUGGAUAUUUUCUUUAUAAUGAGUUCUUUUCUUUUAGUUAAUAAUUUCUUAUCGAAUGCCAAAUUGUUACAACAAAUACGUGGGCUGUCAUGGUGGGGAAAUUUAAAACUUUUUAUACGUUCUUUGUUGCAACGUUACAUGCGUUUAACUCCUGUAAUGAUUAUUACAAUGCUAUUGAGUACAAUGAUUUUGGAUUUCCUUAAUAUGUAUUCACCCUUUCGUUUAAGCGAAAAUAGCGGUUUCUAUUGCAAGUCCAACUGGUGGUAUAAUCUGCUUUACAUACACAAUUUGCUCAAUAUGAAUGAUAUUUGUUGCUCAUGGACCUGGUAUUUAGCAUGUGAAAUGCAAUAUUUUAUUAUAUUCACUGGAUUGUUGUUUGUGCAUGUUAAAAAGCCAAUUGCAGCCAAAAUAGUAUUUGUCACAUUAGCACUGGGAUUUGUGGUCAUCGGUUGGAUGUGUAAUUUUGGCAGUGGAAUAACAUUUGAAAUCGAUGUCAUCUACAGUACACUCAAUCAGUUGUAUGUCAAGCCGUGGGUUCGCAUACCUCCAUAUUUGGGUGGUGCAACAAUGGGUUGGUUAAUGCACACAAUGCAACAACGCCAACAGCAACGUCAACAGCAACAUCAACCUCAACAACAGCAAAAAGAACAACUGCUUCGCACAUUUGGUCGUAAAGCAUUUUGGCUUUUUUGCAUUGUCCUCUAUGUGACAACGAAUUUUAUGAGCUACUGGCGUUCUACGCCCACUUGGGUGGUGGCGACAAUUAUGUCCAUGGGUAAAUUGCUUUUCGCACUUUGCAUCGGUGGUGUCAUCAUCAUGUGCGCUUGUGGUCGCGGUGGCUGUCUCAAUGUGUUGCUGAGUGCGCGACCGUUUUUAUUUCUGAAUAAAUUUUGUUUCAGCAUUUAUAUGCUGGCUCCCGUUGUUGUUGUGGCCAUGUUUGGUUUACGCAACGAACCCACCAACUUUACCGAAGUCGGUUCGGGAGCCGAUUUCUUCACCGUCAUCGUUUUGUCCAUAAUGUCAGCAUUUUUAAUGUUGAUUUUAAUUGAGUUGCCAAUGCAAAGAAUUGCAAAUCGUCUGCUAAAACAAAAGAAUUCGUAA